UCUCUCCUCCAGCCGAGCAGGUUCCAGGGUGGCUCUCCUGUCUGCUCACUGGUGACUACCCAGCUGCGCUCUGCGGUAUCCGAGGAAACACUGGAGGUUUCCCCGUACGCGCUUGUGCAUUGAAUUUUAGUCACGUCCAACAAAAAGGGCAGGAAUAACUUCACUAUACAGGACUCUGAGAGAAAAGACCCCGUCCUCCCAGUUUGCAUCCACGCCUCCCUCUCUGCUUCCUAUAUUAUCUUUUUUUUUGUCUGUUUCAACGUGCUAAUCUCUCCAAACGUGAGGACAGCAUGACAGGAGGACUGAAGGACGGCGAGACAGAAGAGGAGUUUCUGCAUUCGCCGUUUAUCCGAAAACAAGGGAACAUAUAUAAACCCAACAACAAAGACAUGGACAACGACAGUCUCAACGAGAAAACGAUGGAGGAUGUCCACACCAAAGAGAUCGACCUGGUCAACCGGGAUCCCAAACACAUAAACGACGACGUUGUUAAGGUUGAAUUUGAAGAUGUGAUCGCAGAACCCGCAGGGACCUACAGCUUCGACGGCGUGUGGAAAGCCAGCUUCACAACCUUCACCGUCACCAAGUACUGGUGCUACCGGCUGCUGACGGCACUGGUGGGCAUCCCCUUGGCGCUGAUCUGGGGAAUUUUCUUCGCCAUCCUGUCCUUCCUGCACAUCUGGGCCGUGGUGCCGUGCGUCAAGAGCUACCUGAUCGAGAUCCACUGCGUCAGCCGCGUCUUCUCUAUCUGCGUGCACACCUUCUGCGACCCGUUCUUCGAGGCCAUGGGCAAGUGCCUGAGCAGCAUCCGAGUCAGGAUGACCAAGGAGGUGUAGCAUCCCAAAUCAGGAGGAGGAUUCAAAAGAGGGCCAGAAGAAUGGGGCGGGGCAGCACAAUGGAGAUGGGAGGGGAAGUCAGAACAACAACCAAAAAAAAAGAAGACGAAGAAAAUAAAUGGAAAAUGUGUUGAGACUUUUCCAGAGUGGGGUGGGGGCUGGGUGGUUGUUUAGAGGUAAAGGGGUGCAGUGACAUGGCACUUAACCCCACCUUUUUCUAACAGCUGGGUUUUUUUCUGUCUACUCUAGUAUUUUUUUUAUUUCUCACUGUUAAAUUUGUCAAGCAGGCAGCCAAGCUCCAUAUCUUGUUAUUAAUUUUGCUACAUCAUGUAAAUUCCUUCCAUUCUUACUGUUUUUAGAGAGCCUUUCAAACGGAUUGAUCCGUGUGAAGAGGGGACGUCGGCAUCUGCUGUCACCUCUCACACUCGUGUUUGUUUUUUGGAGCUGUAGGGCAGAGUAGGGGGGGAUGCUGGGGUUGCAUAGGUUCAAACAGGGAGAACGAGUGAGCGCUGCCAAAUUCUGUCUGACUCAGCAAAAAAGAACAACCACACGGAGCCAGCAGCACAGAAGCACCCCUCCCUCUGCCCAACAUGCCCUCCAACCCACUAAAGUGACCUCCCACCCCUCCCCUCUUUGCCCUGCUUUCCAGCAGUCUGACACACUGAACCUGCCCUCGUUUCUGCAUGUACCUGCAUCGCCAUGCCAGCAGCUCACCGUCCACCGCGCCCGUGACACAGCCUGACUGAAGCUAUCUGCAUCUUCGCUCACUCGCUCUCUACACCAGCUUUUUGCUUCGCCUGUGCCUUAAAUGAAUAUUCUCAAGUCUGACAGAGAAUGUCUGAAUCUUACAGAACCUGAUUUUAUUUUUUACUCUUUUGUUAGUUUUUUUUUGUAAGACAAAUUUAGGCUUUUUAUUUUUCAUUCAGGCUCCACGCUUUAUCAUCAUAGCUCCAUAGUGAAUGAGUGUUUUUUCCUCGACACUAUGAAAAUGAAGAACUUGAGGAGGCUUGAUUACAGUGCCAUUGUUUUGAUAUCCUGUAUGUACUGUAUGGGUGUUUAUUCGUAAGACAAGACUUCCAAAAUGAUUCCAGUGCACUAAUCUAUAGAAAAGUAUUGAUAGUGAACAGCACUAAUGAAAGUUUCUAUGUUCCUCCAUUUCCUAAUACAGUAGAGUGCAAGCAGUUAAUUUUGCACACUGGAGAUUAACGCUGUGCAGUUAGGAGCUCGUGUGGAGAUGUUCACAUAUUGUGGUACUUAGGUUAAUGCAUUGGAAUAAAGACAAUGUGUGGUGAAAUGUGCCCACUUCCCAUUUUGGUUUGCUUUUUUUUUGGUUUUUUUGUCUACAGUUUUGUUAUGUGGCCUUGCUUCUUGACUGUGGACACGAUGCUAAAUAGCAUUAAAAUGACACCUCCCACCCCAGGAUAGGUGAAUUUGUGGAUGGGUGAGAAUGGGGUGGAGAGAGGGUUGUGUUUAACUGAGAAAGCUCGCUUUGACUGUAUCACCUUUAGUCUACCUGCUGUUUCUUCACAGGGAUGAUAAUAUCAAAUCGAGAUGUUUUUUUUAAGCUCUGAAGGUGAUAUUUUUGUAUAAGAAAUGAUUUUUUUCUUCCUUGCUUUUACUGUACCAUAUCACGCUGUGCACAUUAAAAUUUAAUAUAAUCCGUUG
Messenger RNA from Oreochromis niloticus (Nile tilapia), 2501 nucleotides. It is a transcript of the gene cav1, whose product is annotated as caveolin 1. Gene Ontology annotation, biological process: regulation of cytosolic calcium ion concentration; negative regulation of endothelial cell proliferation; cell differentiation. Bases 291 to 836 code for a protein of 181 amino acids. Gene Ontology annotation, molecular function: transmembrane transporter binding; molecular adaptor activity; protein kinase binding. The transcript has 3 exons. Lineage: Eukaryota; Metazoa; Chordata; Actinopteri; Cichliformes; Cichlidae. Gene Ontology annotation, cellular component: Golgi apparatus; focal adhesion; perinuclear region of cytoplasm. The record is from RefSeq and is a predicted model, not a curated record.